AUGGGGCUGACGGAGAACGGCCCGUCGGUGGCGGUGGUGGGAGUGACGGGCGCGGUGGGCCAGGAGUUUCUUCAGGUGCUCGCGCAGCGCGACUUCCCGUACAGCUCGCUCAAGAUGCUCGCCAGCUAUCGAUCCGCCGGAAAGAAGUUCGACUUCGAUGGUCGCACGUACACGGUGGAGGAGCUGACGGAGGAAAGCUUCAAGGGAGUCGACAUUGCUCUCUUCAGCGCUGGCGGUUCCAUCAGCAAGAAGUUUGGCCCGGCGGCAGUGGCUGAGGGCACGAUCGUGGUGGACAACAGCUCGGCGUUCCGCAUGACCGACGGCGUGCCGCUCGUCGUUCCCGAGGUGAAUCCCGACGCCAUGGCGCACAUCAAGCUGGGCGGCGGCGGCGCCAUCAUCGCGAACCCUAACUGCUCCACCAUCAUCUGCCUCGUCGCCGUCACUCCCAUCCACCGCCGCGCCAAGGUGAAGCGCAUGGUGGUCUCAACAUACCAGGCCGCCAGUGGCGCGGGCGCAGCAGCCAUGGCGGAGCUCGAGCUGCAGACCAAGGAGGUGCUUGAAGGCAAGCCACCCACCACCACCAUCUUUGGCCGCCAGUACGCGUUCAACCUGUUCUCGCACAACUCGCCCAUGACGGCCAACGGGUACAACGAGGAGGAGAUGAAGAUGGUCAAGGAGACGCGCAAGAUCUGGAGCGACCCCUCAGUGGCGGUGACAGCGACUUGCAUCCGAGUGCCGGUCAUGCGUGCCCAUGCAGAGAGCAUCAACCUCACUCUCGAGGAACCGCUGUCUGAGGUGGAGGCGAAGGAGAUUCUGAGCGGUGCAGAGGGGUUGUACCUCAUCGAUGACCGCGACACCAACACCUUCCCCACGCCACUUGAUGUGUCCAACAAGGAUGACGUGGCGGUGGGCCGCAUUCGGCAGGACAUCUCACAACCAGACAACAAGGGUGGGGUUGAGAGUGGGGAUGAGAGUGGGGAUGAGAGUGGGGUUGAGAGUGGGGAUGAGAGUGGGGAUGAGAGUGGGGAUGAGAUAGGGUGGCUGCACCUGUUGGUGUGUGUUGACGGGUUUGCAGUCUACUCAAUCAUCCCUCUAUCCCUCCACCCCUCCCCACCCCCCUCCCACACCAGGCUGGACCUGUUUGUGUGUGGCGACCAGAUCCGCAAGGGAGCAGCGCUCAACGCCGUGCAGAUUGCCGAGCUGCUGGUCAAGAAGGCCGGUGCUGCAUGA
Closterium sp. Naga37s-1 is the source of this 1230-nucleotide messenger RNA. The record is from the annotation of a GenBank genome assembly. Lineage: Eukaryota; Viridiplantae; Streptophyta; Zygnematophyceae; Desmidiales; Closteriaceae.